This is a messenger RNA of Amborella trichopoda, 5316 nucleotides long. Its product is annotated as Transducin/WD40 repeat-like superfamily protein. Gene Ontology annotation, cellular component: cytoplasm. Lineage: Eukaryota; Viridiplantae; Streptophyta; Magnoliopsida; Amborellales; Amborellaceae. Gene Ontology annotation, molecular function: protein binding. The record is from RefSeq and is a predicted model, not a curated record.
CAAACUUGCACUUCAGAUUUCUCGAAGCCCCUGGCCUGAAAGUCACCGAGAGAGACAGGGGUGAUCGACCGUGUGCGAGAGGGAGAUGAUUGUGCUGUUGCUGGUGAUUAUUGUGAGAGAAUGAGGUGCGAAUCAGUGCAGUGUUUAUGGUCUCCAUCCCCUCCUCUCCACAAAAUCACUGCAACGGCCCUUCUUAACCAUCAUCAACAACUCUUCACUGGCGGAUCUGAUGGAUCCAUCAUUUGCUGGAACUUCUCUCUUCCGCCGUCUCCUCCUCCUACAAAUCAACUGCACAAAGCUGAAGUUUGGCCUAUGGCAAUGCUAUGUGGUCAUGCUGCACCUAUAUCAGGUCUGGAUAUAUGUGGCCCUGUAGCAGAGCAUGAGGAGACGGAUCAUUCAAGUAACAUUGUAUCAACAUCUUCUGGCUCUGAACCACUAAUAAGUGCUUGUGUUGAUGGUGUUUUAUGUGUCUGGAAUAGCGGGAAUGGAUAUUGUAGACGAAGGAGGAAAUUGCCUUCAUGGGUUGGGAGUCCGUUUGCUAUCUCAUCUUUGCCUACAUCCAAGAGGCAUGUCUGUAUUGCUUGCAUUUCUGCUGAAUCUGUUCAUUUAUCUAGUCAGAAUGUAACUGAGGGUCGAGAAGGUCGAAAUAGUAGUCAAAUUGAAAGUGAGUUGCUUGCUGAAAAGGAAUCAUCGCACUCUAGGAGGUCUUCAAAGGGUGCUAUAGUCAUUGUUGAUGCAUGCACCCUAAAUAUAUUGCGCACCAUAUUUCAUGGGAACUUAUCUAUCGGGCCAGUGAAAUCUAUUACUGUGGUAGCAUCUGCAGAAGAAGACCAUUCAGUCAUUAUGGCAGAUUCACUAGGAAGGGUGUUAUCUGUUGCAAUAUCAAAGGAACAUGGUCCUGAAACUGAGAAUAUGUGUAGUACUGUUGAUGUGGAGACAUUGAUUUUGCCCAAUGUUGUGCAUGUUGGAAUACAGGGAAUAGCUGUUAAACCUCAUGGAAAGUUCUUGGUAUUCAUCUGCAGAGAUCACUGCAUAUUCACAUCAAUGGAAGAUAAAAAGAUCAGAGGGGAAUUAUCUCUAGAGAACAGCUCCCUUUGCACAGGAAAUGUUCAUAGGGAGUCAUACCUUGUGGGAGGCUUGUUUCUUGAAAGUGAUAUUCAAGAUGUCAAUGCAUCAGAAGUGAUGGAUUCAACUGAAGGGCACUUGAGUCUCUUUUUGGUGUGGAGUAAUCAAGGUGAUGCAUUGAUCUACAUGAUAUCUCUUUCAGGUGAUGCAUUCGAUUUUAAGUUAUGUUGUGAAAUCCCUGUUGUUUCUAAUGAACAUAAUGCUAAGCUGCAAGUUAGUUUUUGCGAGUCAAACCAAUGCCUUAUUCGUACAGAAUCCUUUGGUUUUGAUGUUGAAUGUUCCUUGAUAUGGAGAUCUCAAAUUACAGUCUGGUUAAUAAGCCAGCUUCCUGCGAUGCAGGAGUUCGGUGGAUCACUAUCUGCAGCACGUUGGAGUUCUUCUGAUCCUUGCAUGGGCAUCCUGAUUGGAGAAGGUGGUUUCCUUGAUGACAAGAUUUCUAAUUGUGACAGUUUGCAAAAAAUGAAGGGCCACAUUGCUAAAAAAUUAUCUUUACAUUCCAGGGCAUCCCUCGGACUGGAGAAUGCUGAAAUGGAGAAGAGUUGUAAUGUGCAAAGUUUCUCUCUGCAUCCAAUGAGUUCGAAUGGUUGCUCUAAAUUAAUAGAUGGUUCAAUUUCAGGGAAAAAGAAGAUUGUUACGACCUCAAUGAUACUUUGUGAAGUUUCCUUCGCCCCAUGUGCUGUGGUGUAUGGCUUCCAUAAUGGCGAAAUAGAAAUUAUCAGGCUCGACAUGUUUUUUCAGGAAGUUGAUGUCGUUGCCGGAGAUAUGCAACAUAAGACCAAGCUGAAUGAGCCCAGACACAUAUUUUUGGGGCAUGAUGGUGCAGUUCUUUGUUUGGCAGCACAUUGUAUGUUAUCAAACUCGGAGCAACAAAAUUAUAACCGACUUCUGGUAUCAGGCAGUGCAGACUGCACAAUUUGUAUAUGGAAUUUAGAUAGCGGUAAUCUUGUCAAUAAAUUGCACCAUCAUGUUGCUCCUGUUAGGCAAAUAAUCCUUCCACCACCAUGGACUAAUCGACCAUGGAAUGAUUGUUUUGUCUCUGUCGGGGAGGAUUGUUGUGUGUCUCUUGCUUCAUUUGAGACUUUACGAGUGGAGAGAAUGUUUCCUGGCCAUCCAACUUAUCCAGAGAUGGUUGUAUGGGACAGUGCAAGAGGCUAUAUUGCUGCCCUAUGUAGGAAGGUCUCAGCUCACUAUGGCGAAGUUGAUGUUUUGAUCAUUUGGGAUGUAAAGACAGGUGCUCAAGAACGUGUUCUUCGAGGUGCGGCGUCGCAUUCUAUGUUUGACCAUUUUUGUCGGGGAAUCAGUAUAAAUGCUAUGUCUGGAAAUAUUCUAGGUGGUAUGACUUCAGCUUCUUCAUUGCUUCCCCAUGGAUUGGAAGUUACGAGCCUUACCCAAAAACAUACUGUUAAGAUUGAGAGGGAGGUUAACGAAUCUGCAACAGGAGCUAAUCCUCAGCAAAGAACGACCCUCUUUUCUGAUCCAAAGCCAUAUCUUGCACACAGUAGCAAAGGGGCGAUACCAUAUUCGAAAGCAGUACUAAAUGAUCCUGGUCAAAGGGAAGGUGGUCAUUCUGCAAAACAAGGCCCAUCACUACCAGCUCUUCAAAACAAGAAGCCCCCAAUUAAGUGCUCAUGCCCUUUCCCUGGUAUUGCAACUCUGAUCUUUGACCUCUCAAGUUUGAUGUCUCUCAAUCAACAGAAGCUUUGUGUUGAAAUAAGAACCCCUACUGAAAGUUAUUCUAAUGUACAAAAGAUUUCACUGGAUCCUAUGGAUGCACGUUUAUGGGUCAAGACAUCAGAUGGUUGCUUACUUCGUUUCAGCCUGUCUCUUCUACAUUUAUGGGGUAUAGAUGAUGAUCUAGAUAAAUUGCUGGUGGAUGAAAUGGAUUUGUGCAAGCCGGAGCAGUUUUCAGUUACUAGUGGCCUUAAUGGGGAUCAAGGUGCCAUGACUUUGAUAUUUCCAGGUUCACAUUCUUCUCUUCAGCUUUGGAAGUCAUCCCCAGAGUUCUGCGCAAUGAGAUCACUUGCAAUGGUUUCCCUUGCUCAGCACAUGAUUAGCUUAUCUCAUCCAACAUCUGCUUCUAGCAGUGCCUUGGCAGCAUUUUAUACUCGCAAUUUUGCAGAGGUGGUGACAGAUAUACAGCCACCUCUACUUCAGCUAUUGGCAAGUUUUUGGCAGGAUCCAAUCGAACAUGUGCGGAUGGCUGCUCGGUCUUUGUUCCAUUGUGCUGCCUCAAGAGCAAUUCCACCUGCACUUUGUGGGCCUAAAACACUUCGAAAUGAAAUUGAUGCGAAGCUUAUAGAUGACAAGGGACAAGGAUUUAAGGCAGGUGCAGCAUCUCCUAAUGUCGCCAUGAAAAUGGAUGAAAUAACAGAAUCACAAGAUAAUCACCCUGUUGAAGAUUCUGAAAUACUUGUCUGGCUAGAGUCACAUGAACGAAAAGAUUGGAUUUCUAUGGUUGGAGGAACAAGCCGAGAUGCAAGGGCUUCUCAUAUUAUUGUGGCAGCUGCAUUAGCUGUCUGGUAUCCUAGUCUGGUGAAACCAAGCCUUGCUACUUCAGUAGUUCAUCAACUUGUAAAAUUGGUUAUGGCGGUUAAUGACAAGUAUAGUGCUGUUGCAGCCGAGCUCUUAGCUGAGGGAAUGGAGAGUACAUGGAAGCCAUGUAUUCAUUCAGAAGUACCUCAUCUGAUUGGAGAUGUAUUCUUCUUUAUUGAGUGUCUAAGUGGUACUUCAGCUAUUGACAAUUCCUCCCAAGAUCAGGUUAUGGCUAAUACCAUUAGAAAGGCAUUGAUUGGGAUUCUUCUUCCAAGCUUGGCAAUGGCCGAUAUACUUGGAUUUCUGAAUGUAAUUGAAAGCCAGAUUUGGACUACUGCUUCUGAUUCACCUGUUCAUUUAGUGUCACUUAUGACUCUCAUGAGGGUUGUACGUGGUGCUCCAAAAGCCCUGGCUCUCUAUAUUGAUAAGGCGGUUAACUUCAUUUUACAGACAAUGGACCAUGGGAACUCUGUUCUGCGCAAAGCUUGCCUGCAGAGCUCAAUGGCUGCCCUAAGGGAAGUGGUCCGUGUGUUCCCAAUGGUUGCCUUAAAUGAGGCAUCCACAAAGUUGGCCGUUGGUGAUGCCAUUGGUGAUAUACAUAGCCUUACUAUUCAAGUAUAUGACUUACAAAGUGUUACAAAAGUAAAGGUUCUGGAUGCAAGUGGGCCACCGGGACUUCCAAGUAUGCUUGGUGGGGUAUCAGAUGGUAGAACAGUCACUGGUGGGAUUUCAGCAUUAUGCUUUUCACCUGAUGGGGAGGGUUUAGUUGCUUUCUCUGAGCAUGGCUUAAUGAUCAGAUGGUGGUCUUUGGGUGUUGCAUGGUGGGAGAAACUCAGCAGAAAUACUGUCCCUGUACAGUGCACAAAACUCAUUUUUGUUCCACCAUGGGAAGGAUUCUCGCCCAAUUCUUCUCGUUCAAGUAUAAUAGCAAGCAUCCUAGGGCAUGAUGCCAAUGGUCAAUCUCAGGAGAAAACCAAGGCAUCAGCCGACUCCAACUGCAUGAAACUUCAAACUCACAAUCUUGAUCUCUUGUAUCUGUUAGAAUGGGCAGAUGGAAAGAAAGUUGUGCUCAUGCGCCACAAUCAAGAAUUGGGCACUUUCCAACUAUAGCUGAUCUAUCUUUAUCUUCCAUACAAAAGACUGUAUAUGGUGGGUUGCCAUGAAGAAUUGAGCCAAUGGCCCUCAUUUCUCAAGAAGAGUAGGACCUAAUUUUAGCUUAAUUGGAAGAAGUGGACCCACUCCAAUACUUCUCAGUGCGGUAUCUGGCACCAUAUACCACAGUUUUGUCUGAGGGCGUAGAUUUUCUUGUGCAUGAGGUGUAUUUUUCUUCUUAUUUUAGUGUUUGUAACAUGUGAAUUUCAUCUCUAUGGGAUUGGAAUGAGUAAUCUUCCGUUUUAGUUGUCAUUUGGGGAAGUAUUUGAAAACAGCAAUGAGGGUUUUGCCCUCUAUUCAUAAGCAGGCUUUAGAAGGUUGAAUGAAGAAAGCUGAUGGCUUCACAUGCAGAUGAUUCAAAUGGGCAAGUGUUGGCGCUAUCUGCUGUAUGAUACUGUAGAGUCUGAUAGGGAGAUGGGGUGUAAAAUUAUAUUCCAACUGGAUCAUUGUAUUAUAACUCAAAUCUCAUUUAGUGUUUAUAAUAUGCUGAAUGAUUCAUUUUUAAAA